GUCGUGAACGUGUCGCAGUCCUCUGCUAAAGUCCCUGAUGUUCCCACGUCUCUGAAUCAUGUCUGAAGCUGGUGUGGUGUACGCAGAUGUGAAGUUCAAGGACAAAAGGAGGGCACAACAACACAACAAUGCUUUCUCAGAGGACGAGACCACAUAUUCUGAGGUGAAGAUCAACAAAACUCCACAAAAUGACCCACCCGAGGGAUCCUGUGGUACGGGGUCAGCUGGGGGGUCAAAGGUCAGCUCAGGCGGCUGUAAUCGAGAGCGAGCGGCCUUGGUGGUUCUCUCUGUGAUCUUGGCAGCAGCUCUCGCUGCUCUCGGCUUUCUCUAUAAUGAUAACAUGCAGACCAAGCAACACCUCCAAAUAAUGACAGCCAAGCACGACGCCGUGAAGAAGAAUCUCACCGACACACUUUCUCAGCCAAAAAAAUGCGAUGUGGUACAACCUUCUUGUCGACCACCCACUGAAGAUGGAACAUGUUUCAAAUGUGAUCCUGACUGGGAGCCUCACGGAGAUAAGUGCUACAGAUUCCUCACUGAAAAGUUAACAUGGGAUCAGAGCAGGAGCAAGUGUGAAGAACUGGGCGGACACCUGGUGAAGAUCGACAGCCAAGAUGAACAGUGCUUCUUGGAUUGGACACUUAUAGAUAAAAUGGAUGAGGCUGAAGACAAGUUCUGGAUUGGACUGACAGAUCAAGUGACAGAGGAUGAAUGGUUGUGGGUGGACGGCUCAAAGCUGGACGAAAGUUUAGCAUUUUGGAAUUACGGUGAACCUGAUAACUGGAGAGAGAAGAAUCCUGAUGGAGAAGACUGUGCAAGAAUGGGGGAGAAAGGAGGUGCUCCAGAUCUGAAGUGUUGGCGAGAUCAAGACUGCAAUAAGCCUCAAAAAGGUGUUUGUGAGAAAACACCAUCAAUGGGAAGAGUUAAGUUUAAUUGUGAGUGAAGCCCACUUCAGUUUGACUACUGUGCCUGUUUAACAAACUGGAGGUUUUCCCCAAAACUCAGCCCUUUACAAAUGUCUUACGACUGCAAAAUACAUGGAUUACUAUAUAUUACAUAUCACUUUGUACUGCCAUAUGACCUAAUA
This is a messenger RNA of Myripristis murdjan (pinecone soldierfish), 1087 nucleotides long. Its product is annotated as C-type lectin domain family 4 member E-like. NCBI's taxonomy places the organism in Eukaryota, Metazoa, Chordata, Actinopteri, Holocentriformes, Holocentridae. Bases 59 to 943 code for a protein of 294 amino acids. The transcript is spliced from 8 exons. Gene Ontology annotation, biological process: cellular response to molecule of fungal origin. The record is from RefSeq and is a predicted model, not a curated record. Gene Ontology annotation, molecular function: (1->3)-beta-D-glucan binding.